Effrenium voratum is the source of this 1873-nucleotide messenger RNA. The record is from the annotation of a GenBank genome assembly. Lineage: Eukaryota; Dinophyceae; Suessiales; Symbiodiniaceae.
GGCAACCGAACCAUUUGGCCCGUAGAGCCCAAAAGGCUCUUCUCGGCCACGUGCGAUGAAGAGAAGUUCCGAGGUGCUGCCAGCAUUUGGCUCAAAGUCUCACCGAAUCCGCAGCUCAGGUGCAAUGAGCAGGGCAGUGCUGCAAACCUUCGAGGAGUACCAGAAGGCCCGCGUCACCUUCGUCCAGACCGUUGCGGACCUGGCGACGAGGCCACAGAACAUCGAUGCGCUGCAGAAUGCAGGCGUCAUGGCCCUCCUGAGGCCGCUGCUGCUGGACACCGUGGCCUCCAUUCAGCAGAGCGCCGCCCUGGCGCUGGGGCGGCUGGCCAACUUCUCGGAGCAGCUGGCGGAGUCGGUCGUCACCCACGAGAUCCUGCCGCAGCUGGUCUACUCGCUGGCGCAGCAGAACCGCUUCUACAAGAAGGCCGCCGCCUUUGUGCUGCGCGCGGUGGCGAAGCACUCCGUAGGCCUGGCGCAGGCAGUGGUGGACUCUGGUGCUCUCGAGUCGCUUGUGGUGUGCUUGGAGGAGUUUGAUCCGUCGGUGAAGGAGGCGGCAGCGUGGGCGUUGGGGUAUAUUGCGAAGCACAGCCAGGAGCUGGCCCAGAGCGUGGUGGACGCCGGGGCGGUGCCGCUGCUGGUGCUGGCCUUCCAGGAGCCGGAUCUCACCUUGAAGCGCAUCUCAGCCUCUGCGCUGAGCGACGUGGCCAAGCACAGCCCAGAGCUGGCGCAGCUGGUGGUGGAUGCCGGGGCCACCUCGCUGAUGGUGAAGGAGGUCUCCAACAGCGACGCGCCGCUGAAGCGCCAGGUGUGCUCCUGCCUGGCGCAGAUCGCCAAGCACUCGGUGGAUCUGGCCGAAGUUGUGGUGGAGGCCGAGAUCUUCCCCAACAUCCUGCACUGCCUCAAGGACGUGGACCAGGUGGUGCGGAAGAACGCGGCCACCUGCAUCCGCGAGCUGGCGCGGCACACCCCGGAUUUGGCCAAGCUCAUCGUCAAUGCGGGGGGCAUCGCGGCCGUUGUGGACUACGUGAACGAAGCCUCCGGCAACAGCCGACUGCCUGGUAUCAUGGCCUUGGGCUAUGUCGCUGCCUUCUCAGAGACGCUGGCGCUCGCCGUGGCGGCUACGCCGGGAAGGGGCGGCAUGUUGCGGGCCCAAACCCAAACCCUGGUCGGAAGAGAAGCGCUGGCUCCGGGCUGCUUCAAGGUGGUGUCCAAAGGAAUCCCGCCCUUGAAGGAUGCGCUGAUCAGCGAACCAGAGGACCACGUGAAGGCGGCGGCCGCGUGGUCGCUGGGGCAGAUCGGCCGGCACACCCCGGACCAUGCCCGUGCUCUGGCGGAGGCAGACGUUUUGAGGAGGAUCCUGGCAGUUUACCUGCACCAGGACUCGAGUGAAGACCUCCAGAUCAAGGCCAAGCGAGCACUGAAGAGCAUCGUCCAGAAGUGCACGCACCUGCCGGCCCUUGAGCCGCUGCUGGACUCUCCGCCCAACAUCCUCAAGUACGUGGUGCAGCAGUUCGCCAAGGUCCUGCCCAACGACGCAGAGGCGCGGAAGGCCUUCGUGCAGAGUGGGAGCCUUCAGAAGCUGCAGGAGGCCAGCACGGAGCACGGCUCGAAGCUGCAGGAGAUGGUGGAUUCCAUCAACCUGCUGUACCCUCCGGAGAUUGUGCAGUACUACUCCCCGAACUACGCUGCCACGCUGUUGAAGAAGAUGGAAGGCUUUGCGCCCACCGGGUGAGGCGGCGGGAUGCGGAGCGCCCGGCUAGCGCGCCGUUUGCAGCGCUAGGGGGGCGACACCCAAGGCCCGCGCAUGUGCGAGCACCUUGCUCGGAGAAAAUGCUUAGGUCUGUGCUUGUUCCUUACCAGCGCGGUAGCAAGG